Molecule: messenger RNA, 5433 nt
Organism: Heterobilharzia americana
Lineage: Eukaryota; Metazoa; Platyhelminthes; Trematoda; Strigeidida; Schistosomatidae
Source: the annotation of a GenBank genome assembly
AUGGCUUCCCCGCAAAUGCCCAUUAAGUUUCAGGAACAUCUACAGCUGGUAAACAUUGGAAUCCAGCCUAGCAGCGUUGGUUUCAGUACUCUUACUAUGGAGUCGGAUAAGUUUAUAUGUGUUAGGGAAAAGACAGGCGAGACGUCACAAGUUGUUAUUAUCGAUUUGAACGAUCCAAUGAACCCUACCCGUCGACCUAUUUCAGCAGACACAAUCAUAAUGAAUCCUGUGAGUAAGGUAAUGGCCCUGAAGGCUGGGAAACUAUUACAAAUAUUCAACAUUGAGUUGAAAAGCAAGAUGAAGACGUACACCAUGCCCGAAGAUGUUGUGUUUUGCAAGUGGAUAUCCGUUAAUACUAUCGCACUCGUAACUGGCACCAGCGUCUACCACUGGGCUAUGGAUGGGGAUUCCAAUCCCGUCAAAAUGUUUGAUCGUCAUCAGUCUUUGGGAGCUAACUGCCAGAUUAUAAGUUACCGCUGUGACUUGAGCCAGAAGUGGCUGCUACUCAUUGGCAUAGCUGCGCAAGACAAUCGGGUUGCUGGAUACAUGCAGUUAUACAGCGUAGAGAGGAAGGUUAGCCAGCCGAUCGAAGGUCAUGCUGCUGCUUUCGCACGGUAUAAGGCUGAAGGCAACAGCAGUCCAUCUACCUUGUUUUGCUUUGCAUCGCGCAACGUUCAAGCUUGCAAAUUACACAUAAUUGAGGUUGGUCAGCCGCCUGCUGGGAACCAACCUUUUGCCAAGAAGGCUAUUGACGUUUACUUCCCACCUGAAGCACAGAAUGAUUUUCCAGUUGCUAUGCAGACUUCACCCAAGUACGACGUAAUAUACUUGAUAACAAAAAGUGGAUAUUUACACCUAUAUGAUAUCGAAAGUGGUACAUGUAUAUAUAUGAAUCGCAUAAGCAGCGAAACUAUAUUUGUUACUGCACCUUAUGAACCAACUUCUGGUAUAAUCGGUGUUAACAGAAAGGGUCAGGUACUUUCUGUUAGUAUUGAUGAAGAUACAAUUAUCAGCUACAUAACCACUACACUGGACAACCCGACGCUUGCACUCCACAUGGCUACCAGAUGCAAUCUUCCCGGAGCAGAAGACUUAUUUUUCAGGAAAUUUGACUCUCUUUUUCAAGCAGGUCAGUACAACGAAGCUGCCAAAUUGGCAGCAAAUGCUCCAAAAGGAAUCUUGCGCACACCACAAACAAUUCAGCGUUUCCAACAAGUAUCAGCUGCACCAGGCCAAACGUCAGCGUUGUUACAGUAUUUCGGGAUUUUACUCGAUCAAGGUCAGCUGAACAAAUUUGAAAGCCUAGAGCUUUGCAGACCGGUACUACAACAGGGCAGAAAGCAGUUACUGGAGAAGUGGUUGAAGGAAGAUAAACUGGAAUGCUCAGAGGAGUUGGGUGAUCUUGUGAAGCAGGCGGAUCCUACUUUGGCAUUAUCUGUUUAUUUGAGAGCGAAUGUACCACCGAAGGUCGUACAAUGUUUUGCCGAAACUGGUCAGUUCCAAAAAAUCAUAGUUUAUGCAAAAAAGGUCGGUUAUACACCGGACUACAUUUUCUUGUUGCGCAAUUUGACUCGCAUCAAUCCCGAUCAAGGUUUACAGUUUGCUCAGAUGCUGGUCCAGGAUCAAGAACCACUAGUAGAUUUAGAACAAGUUGUUAAUGUUUUCAUGGAUCAAGGUCUGGUGCAGCAGUGUACAUCAUUCUUAUUAGAUGCACUAAAACAUAAUCGGCCAUCCGAAGGACAUCUUCAAACCCGUUUAUUAGAGAUGAAUCUCAUGUCAGCUCCUCAAGUUGCAGAUGCCAUUUUGGGUAACCAAAUGUUUUCACACUAUGAUCGAGCGGCCAUUGCUCAAUUGUGCGAGAAAGCUGGAUUGUUGCAACGCGCUUUGGAACAUUAUACUGACCUUUACGAUAUCAAGCGAGCUGUUGUCAGUACUCAUUUAUUAAAUCCUGAAUGGCUUGUCAAUUAUUUCGGUUCUCUUUCUGUCGAUGAUUCAUUGGAAUGCCUUAGGGCUAUGCUACAGACCAAUAUCAGACAAAAUCUCCAAGUUUGCGUUCAGAUUGCCACCAAGUAUCAUGAGCAGUUAGGAACAAAUGCUUUAAUUGAAAUAUUUGAGUCUUUCAAAUCAUUUGAAGGAUUGUUUUACUUUUUGGGAUCAAUCGUUAAUUACAGCCAAGAGCCUGAAGUUCAUUUCAAGUAUAUCCAAGCUGCAUGUAAGACUGGGCAGGUUAAAGAAGUGGAACGUAUUUGUCGCGAAAGCAACUGCUAUGAACCGGAACGAGUUAAAAAUUUUCUCAAGGAAGCGAAACUUACGGAUCAACUUCCUCUUAUCAUUGUUUGCGACCGAUUUGAUUUUGUGCAUGAUCUCGUCCUUUAUCUAUUCCGCAACAAUUUGCAGAAGUACAUUGAGAUUUAUGUGCAGAAGGUUAAUCCUGCACGUCUACCUGUGGUAGUUGGUGGUCUUUUAGACGUUGAUUGUUCGGAGGACGUAAUCAAACAACUGAUGGCAGUUGUUCGUGGUCAAUUCAACACCGAUGAACUUGUUGCUGAAGUGGAGAAGCGUAAUCGACUAAAAUUGUUGCUUCCAUGGCUUGAAUCGCGAGUACACGAAGGAUCUGUAGAACCUGCAACACAUAAUGCUCUUGCAAAAAUUUACAUUGACCUGAAUAACAAUCCUGAACGUUUCUUGAAAGAAAAUCAAUAUUAUGAUAGUGCUGUCGUCGGUAAAUACUGUGAAAAACGCGAUCCACAUUUAGCUUGUAUUGCAUAUGAACGUGGACACUGUGACCAAGAUCUAAUCCGAGUUUGUAAUGAGAAUGCAUUAUUCAAAACUGAGGCUCGUUACUUGGUUCGACGGAAAGAGCCUGAGCUAUGGGCAGAAGCUUUGAGUGAAACUAAUGCCUAUCGCCGACAGUUGAUCGACCAAGUUGUUCAAACAGCACUUUCUGAGACCCAGGAUCCUGAGGAGAUAUCCAUUUCUGUAAAGGCGUUCAUGGCCGCUGAUAUGCCCAAUGAACUUAUUGAACUUCUUGAAAAAAUUGUUCUGGACAAUUCAAUAUUUUCUGACCAUCGAAACCUUCAAAAUCUCUUGAUUUUAACUGCAAUUAAAGCUGAUAAAAGUCGUGUCAUGGAAUAUAUCAAUCGUCUAGAUAAUUAUGAUGCUCCUGAUGUUGCUAAUAUAGCUAUAAAUAAUUCUCUUUUCGAAGAAGCUUUUGCCAUUUUCAAGAAAUUCGAAGUCAAUACGUCUGCUAUACAAGUUCUUAUCGAUCAUGUCAAGAAUCUUGAUAGAGCUUACGAGUUCGCUGAGCGUUGUAAUGAGUCGGCUGUUUGGAGUCUUCUAGCUCAUGCUCAAUUAGCCCAAGGUUCCAUUAAGGAAGCCAUAGACUCCUACGUAAAGGCAUCUGAUCCCAGUCGAUUCCAAGCAGUUUCCGAAGCUGCUUCAAACUCAGGAAACUGGGAAGAUCUAGUUCGGUACCUCCAAAUGGCACGGAAGAAAACUCGUGAAACAUUCAUUGAAUCAGAGCUUGCCUUUGCGUAUGCAAGAACCAAUCGUCUCUCAGAUCUGGAAGAGUUCAUUUCUGGACCAAAUCAUGCCAACAUAACCGCAGUAGCUGAUCGUUGCUUCGAUCAUCAGUUAUAUGAGGCGGCAAAAAUCCUUUACUCAAAUGUUAGCAACUACUCUCGCUUAGCCAUAACUUUGGUUCACUUAGGCGAAUACCAAGGAUCUGUGGAUGCUGCUCGUAAAGCCAAUUCAACACGUACAUGGAAGGAAGUUUGUUUUGCUUGUGUAAAUCAUAAAGAAUUCCGCUUGGCGCAGAUGUGUGGUUUACAUAUCGUUGUACAUGCUGAUGAACUAGGUGAUCUCAUCAAUUAUUAUGAACAACGUGGUCAUUUUGAUGAACUUAUUCAACUUUUGGAAGCUGGUCUAGGUUUGGAGCGUGCACAUAUGGGAAUGUUCACUGAACUGGCAAUACUGUAUUCAAAGUUCAAACCGGAGAAGAUGCGCGAACAUUUAGAGCUUUUCUGGUCUCGAGUGAAUAUUCCAAAAGUUCUUCGUGCCGCUGAACAAGCUCAUUUAUGGUCGGAACUAGUAUUUCUUUACGACAAGUAUGAAGAAUAUGACAAUGCCAUCCUUACGAUGAUGAGUCAUCCUACUGAAGGAUGGCGGGAAAAUCACUUUAAAGACUUAAUAACACGAGUAGCCAAUGUUGAACUGUACUACAAAGCUAUCCAAUUUUACUUAACCUAUAAACCAUUGCUUCUGAACGAUUUAUUGAUGGUUUUAUCUCCACGUUUGGAUCAUACACGUGCAGUGAAUUUCUUCAUUAAAGCUGGUCAUAUAGCAUUAGUGAAACCAUAUUUACGUUUUGUUCAACAAAAUAAUGCAAACAAUAAGUCUGUAAAUGAGGCACUAAACGAUUUAUUGAUUGAAGAAGAGGAUUACCAGGCUUUAAGGCAAUCUAUUGAAACUCAUAGUAAUUUUGACCAUAUUGCUUUGGCACAGCAGCUAGAACGUCAUGAACUUAUUGAAUUCCGUCGCCUUGCUGCUCUACUUUUCAAAGGUAGCAAUCGGUGGAUGCAAAGUAUCGAACUAUGCAAACGUGAUCAACUGUACUCCGAUGCAAUGCAAUAUGCAUGUGAUUCUCGAGAUCCUGAGACAGCCGAAGAACUACUACGUUGGUUCCUCUCUGAAAAUCUUCCAGAUUGCUUUGCUGCAUGUCUUUACCGUUGUUAUGAUCUCCUGCGUCCAGAUGUCGUCUUGGAACUUGCAUGGCGCAAUGGGCUCGUCGAUAUGGCAAUGCCGUUCUUAAUCCAAACACUAAGAGAACUGACAACUAAGGUCGAUCGUUUGGAGCGUUCUGAGCAAACUCGUGCAGCUGAAGAAGAAAAAGCUGAACAGGCGGUUAAUCCGUUAGUGAUGCGGAAUGAACCGCAGUUAAUGCUGCCAGGACCAGGAGGAGCUAUUCCAACAGCCCUGAUUCCACCGACUGCCCCCCCGUUAGGCAUGUUUGCCACUUUUGUCUGUAUAUUAUCUAACUUAAUUUUUAUUUUAGCAAAAUUGUUUUGGUUUCGUGUUUCCGAAUUUAUUCUACCGCAAAUAUCAGUACUGUUAAUUGACUGUAGGAGGCACCUCUUACAAUUGCUCUAUAAAAUGUAUUGUCUACAAAGAAUACAGCCUUCUUCAGUGAUAACCUUUUUAAAGCUGGUAGUAAAAAAAAAUUGAUGUAUUUCGAAAUAUAUUCCAACUAUUGUUAUUUGUAAUUCUGCAACUGACGUUUACUUGCAAUCAUAUUGAUUGAAAAUGUUUCGCAUAUGUAUUUCGACUACUCAUUGACUUCAGCAUACAUUUAUCUUUAUACUCAAACUAAGCUGACCUUUAUUCAUUCCAUUGCAAUUCAUUUGUUUUUAGCUAACUCAUCAAAUUAUUGUUUCA